AUGUCUCGGAAACGUCCCAUCGCUAGCGCUAAGCGCACACGCACUGCGCGGACCUUUGAUGAGGUACCGAAGAAAUCAAAGGUGGUGCUGCUGUCUUGUGGGUCUUUCAACCCAGUGACAAAUAUGCACCUGCGCAUGUUUGAACUGGCAAGAGAUCACCUGGAGGACACGGGACGGUAUGAAGUGGUGAAGGGGAUCCUGUCACCAGUGGGCGAUGGCUACAAGAAGAUAGGCCUGAUCGAGGCCAGCCAUCGGGUGGAAAUGGCCAAGCUGGCGGUAGAGAGCUCCAGCUGGAUUGAGGUGGACAGCUGGGAGAGCAGGCAGGCCGACUGGCAAGAGACAGUCAAAGUGCUACGGCAUCAACAACAGGAACUGCUCUCCCAGGAACCGGACACUGAUGUGGUAGGCACUGCAAAACCUGGCAGGAAAAGAAAACGCAUGGAUGCCAGCAGUGCCACCAAGAGGAGGAAGCUCGAAGAGCCUGAUAUUGCACCUAAAAAAACAGUUUCCGCUGCCUCCUCAGGUGAGCCGCGCGUGAUGCUACUCUGCGGUGCUGAUGUGCUGGAAUCAUUCGGUGUGCCGGGGCUGUGGAAGCCUCAGCACAUCGAGGAGAUUGCCAGCACAUUUGGACUGGUGUGCAUCACCCGCGGCGGAUCGGAUGCGGAAGCCUUCAUACAGGGCUCCGACCUCCUCUUGCCACACCGCAGCAACAUCCACGUGGUGCAGGAGUGGGUGGCCAACGAUGUGUCGGCCACUCGCAUCCGCCACGGGCUGCGGUGUGGCCACAGUGUCCGCUACCUUCUGCCCGACCCGGUGCUCGGCUACAUUCAGGAGCGGCAGCUGUACAAUGCGGAGAGUGAGCAGAGGAACGAAGGGGUUGUGCUGGCUCCUCUCCAGAAAUGUGCAAGAACGCAGGAGUAAGCACAACCCCCCUCUGCCACUCUGCCCUCCUGUAGCCUCGUCAACUUGCCAUUUCCAUCUUCCCAUUGGUUUGGAAUCCCCUUAAUGCAUCACCAAGAGGAGGAAGCUUGAGGAGGCAGAGA
Molecule: messenger RNA, 1043 nt
Organism: Brienomyrus brachyistius
Lineage: Eukaryota; Metazoa; Chordata; Actinopteri; Osteoglossiformes; Mormyridae
Product: nicotinamide/nicotinic acid mononucleotide adenylyltransferase 1-like
Exons: 5
Coding region: 1-921 (306 amino acids)
Biological process (GO): NAD+ biosynthetic process
Molecular function (GO): nicotinate-nucleotide adenylyltransferase activity; nicotinamide-nucleotide adenylyltransferase activity
Source: RefSeq, a predicted model, not a curated record